GACGACACAUGUUUUCACUCGCAGAUGAUCCGGAUCACCGUGGAAUCAGCUGCUCGGUUACCGGUGCUUCACGCAAUCUGACUCCGGUAGCCUACUUUCACUUUUGCUUCAGCUCGGAUCAGGAAGCUGGGAGGGCAACAAUAAGCGGAGAAAACCUCUCUCCGAUCAGUUAGUCAUUCCGCAAGCAUUUAGUGGUUUGAUUCCGGAUUUACCCGAGUUCACAUUCACUUCGGAUUCUUUCGAUCUCGGGUGAAUCAUGUCUGACGCCGAUGAAACUCCAGUCAUGGGCGAGCUUCGAGCGGACGCGAGCGACGCAGCGGCGGAAAUCCAGAAAUACAAGGAUCUCAUGGAGUCUGCAGACACUGAAAGAUCCAGGCUGCUGCUGGAAAAAGCCGAAGCAGAGACUGAAAAGAGAAAAGCCGAGGCAGAGCUUCAGGGCUUCAUGGAGUCUGAAGACACCAUUUCUGACCAGUUUAAUCGAGAUCUUCUAGAAGUACAGAAAGAGAAGAAGAGUCUGGAUCGAGCCAACCAGGAUCUGAAGAGAGAUCUUCAUGAUCUUCAGAAGAAGCUUCAGCUCAAGAGGGACGAAAGUGAUUCUCUGCAGCGCAAGUUUAAGAUAGAAGCCAGAAUCCCGGUGCAGACGGUGAAGUUUGUGCGUGCGCUGGAGAGAGAGGAGGCCGAGGAGGUGGAUGAUCAGGUGCAGUCUGUGUUCACCGUCACACAGAGACCCUCGUUUCUGCUGAAGGGAGGCCAGGCACUCAUCACCUUUGAGGAGGAGAAGGUGGCGGAGCAGAUCCUCCGACUGGCCAAGUGCUCGGUGGCCUGUGACAGAGCCAAGAUGGACGUGAAGCCGUACGCUUUAUCUCUGGAUCCCUCCGUGAAGUUUGAGGUUCAUAUCCAGGUGUCAAAGAAGAGCGUCAGGUUCUGUAACGCCCCGCCCACUUUACCUGAGGAGCGAAUGAGAGACCGGCUGGAGCUGUCGUUCUCCAGAGCGAGUCGCGGCGGAGGGGAAGUGGAGAAGCUGGAGUACCACAAGGAUACGGGCUCGGGCCGCGUCACUUUCCUCAGCACCGGAGUUGCAGAGAAUCUGGUUCACAGAGGAAAGUUUUGUGCCGAUGCCGGCAGCGACGUGGUGCUCGAUGUUCUUCCUCUGUACGAGUAUCAGCUCAGGAAGUUUCAGACAUACUCGGGGGCCCCAAGUCGCACCGUGCUGCUGGGGGGAAUCCAGGCGCUGAUGGAUGAAGAAGAUCUUCAGGACCAUCUGGAGAUCCACUUCCAGAAGCCCAGCAACUACGGAGGAGAGGUGGAGAACAUCAAAUACGUUCCUGAUGGAGCGCAGCUGACGGCUUUCUUCAGCGAGGACGGCAAAGAAAAGGAAGAGUGAGUUCAGAAUGCAACAAAAGCCAGGGUUUACUUCUAAUCAGAGAUGCAUUAGUCAUAUUUACAUGCUGUUAUGUAUGUGGGGUUAUAUCAAUAAUAUCUCCUCACUGUCUUCUGUAACAAUGACAAAACUGAGCAUCAUAAAAUACAAUUAUAAUUAAAACAGAUAAAGUUGAUUUUUAGGUAGGUUAUGUAUCUUCAAACUUAAACUGCUCAGAUCAUCAGCCUGAUGAAGAUGUGUUGAUGUACAGAUGCUAUAUUAAAAUAAAGUGUAUUCAGACGUU
Sinocyclocheilus anshuiensis is the source of this 1664-nucleotide messenger RNA. Its product is annotated as N-myc-interactor-like. Gene Ontology annotation, cellular component: cytoplasm. Bases 257 to 1384 code for a protein of 375 amino acids. The transcript has 9 exons. Lineage: Eukaryota; Metazoa; Chordata; Actinopteri; Cypriniformes; Cyprinidae. The record is from RefSeq and is a predicted model, not a curated record.